Molecule: messenger RNA, 4316 nt
Organism: Xenopus tropicalis (tropical clawed frog)
Lineage: Eukaryota; Metazoa; Chordata; Amphibia; Anura; Pipidae
Gene: epb41
Product: erythrocyte membrane protein band 4.1
Exons: 23
Coding region: 180-2933 (917 amino acids)
Biological process (GO): cortical actin cytoskeleton organization
Cellular component (GO): nucleus; cytoskeleton; cell cortex
Molecular function (GO): structural molecule activity; actin binding; cytoskeletal protein binding
Source: RefSeq, a predicted model, not a curated record
AUAAAAGGAUGGAUGGGUGUGGGAACCUGAGAGUAAAAAUAAAUGGUGUAUAGUCCUCAGAUCUGCUGAUUUCUUCAUCUCAGACAAGGGAAAAAGAAUCCCCUCAGCCUUCUUUCCAGCUUUUCUUGUGGCAUAAAGAAAUCCAGAUAGGUGGAGAGCGACAUUAGUAGAGGGUAACAAUGACAACAGAGAAGGGAUUAUUGGCUGAGGCAGAAAGUCCUCCUCAGGACCAAAAGCAAGAAGCAGAGGAGGAGGUAGAAGGUUGUACAACUCAACCAGUUGGUAGCAGUUGUGAUAAGGAUCCAGAGACCGAACAGUCACAAGAUUCACCUUCCACCACCUCUCCAAGCACGCGCAAGAUCAAGGAUCGACAUUCAGAAGGAAAGGGCCUCUCUCGCCUUUUUUCCUCUUUCCUGAAGAAACCCAAGUCCCAGGUGUCUUCUGAUGAAAAGGAGGUUGAACUGUUGGAGGAAAAGGGACAAGACCAGAAGGAUGUUGAUGAGGGUUUGGGAGAGCAGCUAGAGGAUGAUGUUUUUCUGAAGGCCCCUAUUGCAGCUCCAGAGCCUGAACUACGAACUGACCCUUCACUAGACCUUCAUUCCUUAAGUAGUGCAGAAACCCAGCCAGCUCAAGAGGAACAAAAAGAAGACCAAGACCCAGAAGCAGAUUGUGAGGACGUGGAAGGAAAGGAGCAGAUAAAAAAACCUGAAGGAGAGUCAAAGGCCUCACAGAAAGUAGUUAGGCGUUCUACCAACAUGCACUGCAAAGUCACACUUCUCGAUGACACUGUUUAUGAGUGUGACUUGGAGAAACAUGCAAAGGGUCAGGACUUAUUUAAAAAAGUAUGCAGCCAUCUUAAUAUUCUGGAGGAAGAUUAUUUUGGAUUGGCAUUGUGGGAAUCUCCAACUUGCAAGGUCUGGCUUGAUCCUUUGAAGGACAUGAGGAAGCAGGUUCAUGGAGGUCCAUGUGAAUUCACUUUCAAUGUGAAGUUUUAUCCCCCAGAUCCUGCACAAUUGUCAGAGGACAUUACCAGGUACUACCUGUGUCUCCAGCUACGCAAAGAUAUUUUCAGUGGGUGUCUUCCCUGCUCAUUUGCCACUCUUGCUCUGCUUGGUUCUUAUACUGUUCAGUCAGAAGUGGGUGACUAUGAAGAGGAUCUUCAUGGUGUAGACUAUGUUAACGAAUUUAAACUCAGUCCGAAUCAGACUAAAGAUCUUGAGGAGAAGGUUGUAGAGCUUCACAAGUCAUACAGAUCUAUGACACCUGCUCAGGCUGACCUGGAAUUCCUGGAGAAUGCAAAAAAGCUUACCAUGUAUGGUGUAGAUAUUCACCAAGCCAAGGACUUAGAGGGAGUGGAUAUCAAACUUGGUGUUUGCUCUGGUGGUCUUAUGGUCUUCAAAGACAAUCUGAGGAUUAACAGGUUUCCGUGGCCCAAAGUACUGAAGAUCUCAUAUAAAAGAAGUAGUUUCUUCAUCAAAAUCCGCCCAGGAGAGCAGGAGCAAUAUGAAAGUACAAUAGGAUUUAAGCUUCCCAGCUAUAAGGCAGCAAAGAAACUUUGGAAAGUAUGUGUGGAACAUCAUACGUUUUUUAGGUUGACAUCCACAGAGUCUAUUCCCAAGCAUAGGUUUCUCUCUCUAGGAUCCAAAUUCCGCUACAGUGGGCGCACACAGGCACAGACUCGACAUGCCAGUGCUCUUAUUGAUCGACCUGCUCCCAAUUUUGUGCGCACUGGCAGCAAAAGGGCCUCCCGCAGCCUUGAUGGAGCAAAGCGAGGCCAUGUCUCAGUUCAGUUCCAUAACUUGGAAGAUGCAGAAAAUGUUAUGGAAGCAUUUGAGGUAGAGGACAAAAAGCAGUCCAUACCAACAGUCAUCUUUUAUCCAGAAAAGAUCAUAAUGGAGAACAAUGAUAGUGAUGAUGAUCACAAGUUAAAAAGCAAAAGAGAUGGAGAUGAACUUAUCCCUAUAGGGCAUAAGAAAAGAAAACAGCCAGCUGCAGUUGCAACCCCAGAAGCUUCCAGGAGCCAUCGUCCUGUAUCAGCCCCAGUCUUCCCUCAGAGAGAAGUCAUUACACAGCCUGUGGCCCAAAGAAAGACUCCAGUGCCCAGAGCAGAGGAAAUGCCCAGAAAAAUAGAAGAAAAGUCCAAAGAGAGGGUGCCAAAUCAACGGGAAAGUCCAGAGGAUGUUAAAGUUACACAACAAGAUUCUCCUUCACCUACUGUCAAUGGGGAUCAAGUUAAGCAGCAAGCUGAGAAAGAGGAUGAAAUAGUACGCAUGAGGAAGAAAAGAGCAAAGAAAUUAGAGGGUGAAAACAUUUAUAUCAGACAUAGCAAUUUAAUGUUGGAGGAUUUAGAAAAGACUCAGGAUGAGAUCAUGCGACACCAUGCUAGCAUCCGUGAGCUGAAGAAGAGUUUCAUGGAGUCUGUGCCAGCACCCCGGCCCAGCGAAUGGGACAAACGACUUUCUACCCACUCACCAUUCCGUACUCUCAGCUUCAAUGGCCAGGUCCAGACAGGGACAGAUGGGCCUCCACUAGUGAAAACACAAACCGUCACCAUCUCCAAUGCAACAAGCAGUGAAAAAGGCGAGAUUCCAACCAAGGAGGUUCCCUUGGUACAUACUGAGACCAAAACUAUCACAUAUGAAGCAGCCAGAUCUGAUGAUGUUAACAAUGACCAGGAACCUGGUAUUCUCCUAACUGCUCAUACCAUCACUUCUGAGACCACAAGUAGUACCACCACCACCCAGAUCACAAAGACUGUAAAAGGUGGCAUCUCAGAGACUCGCAUAGAGAAAAGGAUAGUCAUCACAGGUGACGGAGACCUGGAUCAUGACCAGGUCUUAGUUCAAGCCAUUAAGGAAGCAAAGGAGCAGCACCCAGAUAUGUCUGUUACCAAGGUUGUUGUUCAUCAAGAGACGGAACUAGCUGAAGAAUAACUACUUGGAGGCAGCACAGACCUUCAACAGGAUCACAAAUUAAAGACUUUCCAGAAAACCAGCAAGUUCCCUGAAGUAUCCCUCACCCCUGGAACAUUGUGUCAGCAACCACUGGAAUUUCUUUCUCUGUUUCACCUUGACCUUAACAAUCUACAUUUCUGUGUUUGAUCAAAGACUUCCUUCUCUGGGACACUGGAGCAAUUUAGAGCGUGACGCCACAGCUACAAACUCAUUAAAAAAACAUCUGUUGAAAUGGAAUGGCUUCCCAUAUCAGAAUGAAUUUUUCUAAAGGAUUUAUUUUCAUCUUCAUGUAUAGGAUAGGGAUGGAUAGGGAAUAACAAUGUUAAAGUUUGGCUUUUCUAGCUUUUCACUGUUGCUCCUACUUCAUGAGUUCAGCCAUUAGGAGCGCAAACAAACCAUUUCUUGUUCCCUUAAGAGACUUUGUUUAUACUCCAUUGCUGCGUCACUAUUUUUGCUCAUAGUGUAGAUGUGACUGUGCUGUCUUUAGAACAAAACUUACUGAAACGCAAGUUAAACCCGAGCGUUUAUGCAGUUUAGAAUAUUUUGAUAUUUUUUUUCUCAAGCACUGACUGAGCCAAAAUAUAUUUAAGUACUUUUUCAUGUUUUAACAAGUGCGUGCUUUGUAAUCUCUUUGAACUGACGUGGUUCUUUUUCUUUUCUAGGAUGUGCUUACUGGCUUUUAAAUCUGUCCAGCCCCCAUGUUACACUGAGAGGUACAUAUACCUUCUACCCUCCCACCAACCCACAUACAUACAUACACUUUCAUGCACACAUACAUUAGUGAAUUGAGAUGAGGACAAAUGUAUUUUGUAGCUAUAGUUUUUCUUUAGAAAAGCAUAAUCCAUCCCAUGUUAGAAAGUGGAUGUGAUGCGUGAAAAAGUGAUUAAUGGCAAUGGCAGCCAGUUGUGCAAAUAGGCAACUUUUUCUUCUGUUCUCUGCGUUGCCCAUUUAACCUUUGUCUCAUCCCUUGAGGGGGUUUCCUAUAAUUCUUUUACAUGUGUUGCCAGGGUUCCAGGGGUAGGGACUUCUAUAAUUAAACAGGAAAAAUGAGUGAAAAUUGCUUUUCUAACCAUUUUCUUAAUAUAUUUACAAUAACAGAAUCUCAUUCACAAAAAUCCAAAAAAACCUCAUGAUGUAUUAUUUUCUACUUUUAAAUAAUGAAGGAUAUUUGUAAAUGUGGUUUUAAUCUCAUUUUUAUAUAUCUAAACAAAUUGUGAUAGGUUGUAUUUUAGCACAUUUUAAUGGCUUUAAAGAUGUGAAGAAGUAAAAACCAUUGUUAUGUUGCAAGUUUACCCAUUGAGAUGAAUAUUUGUAGCUUUGGAAAUGUGGUUUUCUUUUUCAAUACAAUUUUGGUGAAUCAAA